AUGGGAAUUCGGCUCAAGAAACCUGAGGAUGUGCCCGGAGCAUCAUGGCCAGCCAUUGCCAUCUCUAGCUUCGUGGCCUUUGGAGGUGUCUUGUUCGGAUAUGAUACAGGUACCAUCAGUGGCAUACUUGCCAUGCCCUACUGGCAAGACCUUUUCUCCACUGGCUAUAGAGACAGUACCGGACACCUCAAUAUUACCUCUAGCCAAUCAUCUGCCAUUGUCUCCAUUCUGUCGGCCGGAACAUUCUUUGGUGCUCUCGGUGCCGCUCCUUUGGGAGACUCUAUCGGCCGUCGGUGGGGCCUGAUCGCUUCCAGCGUGGUAUUCAUAUUGGGCGUAGUUUUACAAACAGCUGCUACUGGAAUUCCGCUAUUCCUCGCUGGUAGAUUCUUUGCUGGAUUUGGUGUGGGCUUGAUUUCAGCCUUGAUUCCUCUAUACCAGUCCGAGACCGCGCCGAAGUGGAUCCGUGGUUUCAUCGUCGGUUCUUACCAGCUAGCCAUUACCAUUGGUCUACUCUUGGCCUCGGUGGUGAACAACUCAACCCACAGCCGGAAUGACACCGGCUCUUACCGCAUCCCAAUCGCUGUCCAGUUUGCAUGGGCUAUUGUGUUGAUUGCUGGGAUGCUUGUCCUACCCGAAACUCCUCGGUACCUUAUUAAAAGGGACAACCAUGCCAGAGCCACUAAGAAUCUUGCGAAGCUUCGGCGUCUACCUGAAGAUCAUCAGGCUAUCUCGGAAGAGAUUGCUGAGAUACAAGCCAACCAUCAAUACGAGUUGAGCCUAGGCCAGCCCAGCUACCUUGAAUGCUUCCAAGGCAAUUUGGGAAAGCGGCUACUCACUGGCUGCGGUCUUCAGGCUCUGCAGCAAUUGACCGGCAUUAAUUUUAUUUUCUAUUACGGCACGCAGUUCUUCAAGAACUCCGGAUUCGAGAACGAGUUCGUCAUCAGCCUUAUCACCAACUGUGUUAAUGUGGUUUCGACUCUCCCUGGUCUCUACGCUAUUGAUAAAUGGGGCCGCCGGCCCGUGCUGCUACUGGGUGCCGUUGGCAUGUGUAUUUCCCAGCUUCUGGUCGCUGUCCUAGGAACGACAACCACCAGCCAGGAUGCUGCUGGUAACAUUAUUGUCAACAACAAAGCGGCGCAGAACGCUGCAAUCGCCUUCAUCUGUACCUUCAUCUUUUUCUUCGCUGCAUCAUGGGGACCUAUUGCUUGGGUCGUUACCGGUGAAAUCUUCCCUUUGAAGAUUCGUGCUAGGUCUCUAUCCAUGACUACCGCCACUAACUGGCUGCUCAACUGGGCCAUCGCUUACUCUACCCCGUACUUGGUGAAUUAUGGCCCGGGGAAUGCAAACCUGCAGUCCAAAAUCUUCUUCAUUUGGUUUGGAUGUUGCUUCCUUUGUAUUGCUUUCGUUUACUUCAUGAUUUAUGAGACCAAGGGACUUUCCCUAGAGCAAGUGGACGAGCUGUACUCUGAAGUCAGCAGCGCGCGGAACUCCGUCGGCUGGAAACCAACUGUCACCUUCACGCAGAUUGUUGGAGAAAAGCAAAUGUCGGUUAGCCAGAGCCACCACACUGAGCACGUGGAAGAGAAAGCUUAA
This is a messenger RNA of Penicillium canescens, 1593 nucleotides long. RefSeq names its product sugar porter family MFS transporter. Gene Ontology annotation, biological process: carbohydrate transport; transmembrane transport. The transcript has 4 exons. Lineage: Eukaryota; Fungi; Ascomycota; Eurotiomycetes; Eurotiales; Aspergillaceae. The record is from RefSeq and is a predicted model, not a curated record. Gene Ontology annotation, cellular component: membrane. The coding region runs from base 1 to 1593 and encodes 530 amino acids. Gene Ontology annotation, molecular function: carbohydrate:proton symporter activity.